Messenger RNA from Nicotiana attenuata, 1546 nucleotides. RefSeq names its product chaperone protein DnaJ. NCBI's taxonomy places the organism in Eukaryota, Viridiplantae, Streptophyta, Magnoliopsida, Solanales, Solanaceae. The transcript is spliced from 6 exons. Bases 549 to 1193 code for a protein of 214 amino acids. The record is from RefSeq and is a predicted model, not a curated record.
AAAAACACAAGUUUAUUACUCGUACAAAAAGCGAGGAACAGAACAUCAGAGAAGCUUCUGGAGACAACACUGGGCAAAAUAUCUCGUACCACCAUUUCAUCCAAGCCGUUCAUUCCCUAAUUAAACCUGAUCUAACCCGCUCAUUUUCUAGAAGAGAAAAUUGAGAAUAUUAUGUUUAAUUCAUAUGAAAGCCCAAGCGUAUUUAAUGGAAAGCCCGUUUCUGGAGACUUCUUUCUUCAACCUUAGCGUUAAGAGAGAGUUGCUCGUCUCUUCUCAAACUCUUUCUUCUCUCUCUCCACCCUAAUAAUGCUAAGGUUCCUUGUCCUGACGAAACAGUGCUCUUCUUUUCUUUUAAAGAAACAUAUUUUUUUUUAUAUUUUCUUACUUUGAACAGAAAUCCAGUACCUUUUUGUAUUAAAGGAGUUUGAUUGGAUUUUUGGUACAAGGCUGAGCUUUGUAUUUAAUUCGUCGACAAAAACAGAAAAUUUUCUGGAGUUAGGUUUUUCUUGAUCGGUGCAAGUGUUGAAGUUAUUGGUGGUUAUUGAAGAAUGGCAGGUGAAGAAGGGAAAAGCAUUGAUUUUUAUGCAGUUUUAGGGUUGAAGAAGGAAUGCACUGCAACAGAGCUUAAGAAUGCUUACAAGAAGCUUGCACUGAAAUGGCACCCGGAUCGCUGCUCAGCAUCAGGGAAUUCAAAGUUGGUGGACGAGGCUAAGAAGAAAUUUCAGGCCAUUCAAGAAGCCUAUUCUGUGCUGUCGGAUGCCAACAAAAGGUUUUUGUACGAUGUAGGAGUUUAUGACUCUGGUGAUGAUGAUGACGCAAAUGGAAUGGGUGAUUUUCUGAAUGAAAUGGCAGCUAUGAUGAACCAAAAUAAGUCCAAUGAAAAUCAGGGAGAAACCUUCGAGGAAUUGCAGGAUCUGUUUGAGGAAAUGUUCCAAAGCGAUGUUGGGACAUUUUCUUCUUCUUCUUGUCGGAGUGAAACUCCUUCUAUGUGUUCUACCUCAUCAUCUACAUCAUUCAGUGAGCCUUUUUUAUGCUUCUCCAACAAAAGGAGUUCUUCUGAUAUGAGCUCGGGUAGUGCAAAGGAUGAUUCUUGCCAAUUCCAAGGAUUUUGUGUAGGGACAGGUAGUACAGGCGGAAAAUGCGAGGAAAGAGAAAGGAGCCGGAGGAAGAAUACCGGGAAUGGCCGGAGGUAAUACGAGGGAUGCCAAAAGGCAAAGGGCUCUAUCAAGGGAGAGCUUUUGAUUCAAUCAUUGUUUCUUAUCCUAAGGAAUAGAUUACGUAGCACAACCUAAUUAAUUGAUUUGCAGCUUAGUCUUGAAUUAAAAUCCAAGUGUUUAGAAGCUUUUGUUGUUAUUUAAGAAGGUGCGAGAUAAAUAUUUGGUUGGUUAAGAUGUUUUUAAAGGAAAUUAGGAGCUUAGCUAAGUAGUUCCAGUGGCUAUUGCCAGAAGUUACAUCCUUAAUAUUUUGGAUGAAUCCUGUAACUAGCUUUUUUUAUGCUAUGGCUUUUGACCCUUUUGCUAAUUGAUGGGAUGCAGUUGUUGGCAAA